AUGCGCGUCCAGUCUGGCAUUGGAACAUCAAAGUCCAUGAACCGUAAACCUUACUACUUUAUCAUUUCAGACUCUGAGAGUGAUGACUCUUCUGAAUCGUGUCCUCCGGUAGAAAAAUCUCCAACACAAUCUGAACCACAAAGACACCCGAUGCCUACAGUACCAACUCCUCCACCACAAAAUCCACCAACGACUACUAACCCUUCGACACCCUCAAAAUCGGCUUUCUCUUCUGAACCUUCACACGCAACUCCUCCUCAUCAAAAACGGAGAUCGUUAAAUGACAUUGUUUCUCCUUCUCCAAACCAAAAAGAACCACUCUCUCAACCAAAACCUCCAUCUAAACCCAUGAAAACCAAAAACACAAUCACUAUUGCUCAGUUUCUUGCUCGAAAAAAUCUCCCAAAUCCUCAAAAAGAAAGAACGCUUGCCCCAAAACAAAACCUAAAAAACAGUCAAAAACCAAUUUCUCCAGAACAAGAACGUUCUCCAACUGCUCCUUCACAAGAACGUUCACCAUCACAAGAGAAUAUCUCCAUCACAAUUGACGAUUGGAGAGAUAAGGCGUUGAAGGAUGCGAAAGAUAUAAUGUGGACUGCUAUACAAACUGCUUUUGCUGUUGACGAGGUGAGAAAGGCUUACAUGUUGACAGUUGCUGGGAAAAUACACCGGGGUUUUAGAUCUCACCUCUCAAAUUGCUAUCUAAAAGAUCGUGAAAGAAAUAUGAAUGCUAAAGCUCCAAAAAAAUAUAAACAUUAUAUAUCAAAUGAAGAAUGGAGCGCAUUUGUAGCAAAACGUUCAGACCACGCAUUAAAUCCAAUAAACCACCCCGCACAGCAAACCAGCUGCCAGAAUAAACCAGUUGCCGCACCACAACUGGAUGUUCGUGGUAAAAAUAAAGUCGACAAACUUCAAAAAUUGGAGGAUAAUAAAGUUGGCAAACUUCAAAAGCUGGAGGUGGGUGCACGAGGAAGAGACGGCAAAAUCAUUCGAAUUACACGGGACACUGAUACUUCUACAUCGACUCCGAUGAAUCCCCCAGAGAGGAUUCGACCGACAGCUUCAAGGAGAAGAAGACGUAUGAUUAUUGAAGACGAUGAUGAGGGACAUAAUGAUCAGGGGGAGCCUUCUACAGUGCAUGAGGAAGAUGUGGUACAUGAUCAUAUGGUGCACGAGCAGGUGGAUGUACAUGAGCAGGAGGAGGCUGCACCUGCUCAUGAGGGAGAGCAUAUGGAGGAGGAACAUGAUGGAGCUGAGGGACCUGGUGAGCUCACACGGUAUCCUGGAGGACCUUAUGAUUUGUAUGUCCUUACACGAUACCGUUAUCAUGUUUCAGCUAGACUAUGGUUUGGCGAGGAGCGACCAUUGCUGAAAAUUGUUGCGCAUGGGAAGAAAAUGCAACAAUUUACUCCGCCGGUACUUCCGCGACCCAUAGAGAAUUGGGUGAAUUUGUCUGGUCUGAACCCAUUACAACGGGGUAGUUUGAAGAUGAUCGACAACAACUUGAUAUCUGCCUUUGUUGAAAGAUGGCAUUCUGAGACAUCGUCAUUUCACAUGCCAUUUGGUGAAAUGACGAUUACUUUGGAUGAUGUUGCCAAUCUUCUCGGAUUGCCUAUUAGGGGUGAGUUCUACAGUCCACCCGAUGUAGAUAGAGUAACAGCAUGUAAUCUUGCCGUCCAUCUAUUAGGAGUGACCACGGAAGAGAUCUGGGAGGAGACCAGAAAGACUAGAGGUGCACACUAUAGAUUGGAUUGGUUGAAGGAGGUGUUCAGAAGGCAGUGUGCAGCAGAGAGGUUUGACUGUGCUGCUAGGGCAUAUCUGUUGAAUUUAGUCGGGAGUACUAUUUUCGCUGAUAAGAGUCAUACUCUAGUUGAUGCGAAGUACCUCCCUUUAUUCAGAUAUUUAGAUGGUAUAGAUAGAUAUGCAUGGGGUACUGCUGCACUAGUGGUGCUUUAUGACUACCUCUCAGAUGCCUGCUAUUAUGACACCAAACAGCUAGGUGGAUACAUGACGUUGCUUCAGUGCUGGAUUUACGAAUAUUUUCCGAAUAUUUGUAAUAGAGGUGAUCAGGGUGCUGACGUGGAAUGUUUUGCCCGAAUGAAUAGAUGGUGCUAUAAGCAAGGCAAGCAUAAGGUCCACGAAUACAGAAGUAUUAUUGAUGCAUUGACACCUGCAGAUGUUAUAUGGAGACCAUGGGAGAAUCACAGGGGUGUCAUUCCUUUUGAUGAUAUCACACUUUAUACUGGUCACAUUCGAUUAUGCAGCACUGUAGCGAAAUAUCUACCAGAGAGGUGUUUGAGACAAUUCGGAUAUAUCCAGUAUAUUCCUUCACCGCCACUUCCAGAUCCUGCUAGAUUAUUUGAUGUAGAUGUGGAAUGGUUGGGAUAUGUGACGCCAGUGACAGAGCUAUUUCCCAAGCUUCGUCCAGCUACAUAUCCAUCUGAGUGUGAAGAUGGAUAUUUGGAGUGGUUCUAUCAGGUGUCUCAUCCACUGCUGGUGCGACCAGAUGGUGUACCUCAGGUCCCACGUUAUAGUGUACCGCCCACCAGUGCAGAUGCUUCUAGUUCACAGCCGCCACCUAUCCUACAGCAGAUCGGUGAUCUUAUACAGCAGGGGUUGAGUGAACAUCAAGCUAGUCCAGAUGAUGAGUUGUAUAGGCACUUUUAUAAAGCUUUGUAUUUAUCACGUAGUCGCACUAGUUAGUAGUAACACUUUUGUAACUGUUGUUAUGUAGGUUAUUUUAUGAACACUUUUGAUGAA
Messenger RNA from Cicer arietinum (chickpea), 2760 nucleotides. RefSeq lists its product as uncharacterized. Gene Ontology annotation, biological process: meristem development; meristem maintenance. Lineage: Eukaryota; Viridiplantae; Streptophyta; Magnoliopsida; Fabales; Fabaceae. The record is from RefSeq and is a predicted model, not a curated record.